GCAAUCUCAGCGGGCAUCGUAGAGCACUCGAAGAGCCGAGCGAGCGAGCGAGCAGACGCUCUGGCUCUGCCGCCCGGAGACUUCAAACCCAUCACUUCUUCCUCGCCUUCCUCGCACCCCCUUUCCCAGUUCCCAAGCGCGCCCUCGCACGCGAAAAUAAUAAUUCUCGAGUCAGUGAGCCUAGCUAGGGUCGAGUCCCGGCUGGGGAUGACGAGCCCUCGCCGGCGAUGGACCUGCCGCUAGCCCUCGCAGCUCUAGUCCUCCUCCUCCUCGUGCUCCUCGCCGCCCCGCCGGCGGCGCUGCUCAUUGCCCUCCACCUGCGCCGCCGCCGCCGCAGCCUCCGGAGGCCCCGGCCAACGCCGCCCGAGCCGGCGGCCGCGGCGCUCGAGCCGAGCGCGCCGGCCGAGGAGGACGAGGGCGGGGAGGAGAAGAGGCGGCGGCGGAGGGCGCGGCGGAAGCAGCAGCAGCAGAAGCAGGGCGGCGACGGGGCCGCCUCGCGGGCGGCGGGCGGCGGCGGGGACGGCGCGCUGCCGCCGCGGCCGCGGUUCCCGCUCGCUUCGGUGGCCGGCGCGCUGCAGCGGCGGAUCACCGCGCGGUACGACGAGCUCGCGCUGGCCAGCCAGGCCCAGUCCCUCACCAUUGACCAGGUCCAUGAGUUUCUUAAGACUCUUGUAGAUGCGAGGGAUGAACUACUACAAAAGUCUGAGAACACCCGAAGAAGCAUCACAAUAAGGAAGGCCAUGUUAUCCAACAGUCGUAACGGUAGGUCUUCACAUGACCACCUUCGCUUAUGUGAACAGGUGAGUAGAUUGGAAUUCGAAUAUGAAAGACUAAAGAAAGAUGCCAGCAUUUACCAUAAUCUCCAUGAGCAGCUUCAGCUGUCAUCGUGCUACAAACUGAUGGAGGAGAGCAACGAUGAAGCGGAGAAGAGAAUUCGCGAAGGAGCCUUCGCCAAAGGGGUGCGUGAUACCGCCUUCGAGGACCUGCUGGCCGUGGAGAAGAAGGACGACGCUUUCUGGCGCCGUGACGGGAAGCUGAGGUCGAUCUCGGACAGCAUGUAGGCAGCGAGGCAGAAGACAAGGCGAUCGCACCGACUGUGUCAUCUUCGUGGUCAUCAGUCUAGACUGCAGCAACUAGAAACUGAAUCUGUCCCUUGGAGAACUUGUGUGUGUUGAAACCAUUGGUGGUGUGAUCGUGCUCGUCGAGCUCUCGAUCCUCCUCCUGUGUCUUGAACUCUUGAGUCGUGGCUUUCAAUAAGAUCUGAACUGGGCAGAUCCAA
This is a messenger RNA of Triticum dicoccoides, 1279 nucleotides long. RefSeq lists its product as uncharacterized. Bases 228 to 1061 code for a protein of 277 amino acids. The transcript is spliced from 5 exons. NCBI's taxonomy places the organism in Eukaryota, Viridiplantae, Streptophyta, Magnoliopsida, Poales, Poaceae. The record is from RefSeq and is a predicted model, not a curated record.